AAUUAUCUGUUUUAUACGUGUUAAACUUGUUACUAAGUAAAGUCGGCUUCAUCUUUAUCGCAGUCUUGUUACAGCGUCGCUGAUUAUAACCGUACAACAGUUCUACCUUAAGCUAGUGUCGAUCCGAUAACAAUUUUCCCGUUUUAAUAAAAAAAAUUCUCAUCCCUCGCAAGAUUGGAACCUGCGACUGACUGAUCUUUCACUCCGGUAGGUUACUUAACCCAUUAGUCUGGACAGAUUAUCGAAGAAUAGGCCGUUUUUGGGAAAAGUUAUUUACCAGCAAUUUUAUUUCUGGAGUCGAAUCUUAUGACUGUAUAUAUUAAUAAUAUAGAUUUAAGAAGAUGCAAGAAAGGUCCCCUAUACCGCACAAAAAGAUAUGUUUCACCGUUUUUAUAGUUUCUGGUCUUAUUCUAACUGUAUUCUAUUGCGAUAAUACUAUUCUUAACUAUGCAGCACCUUUUGCUGCAGAAGAGAUUGCUUUUGUGGAAGUUCAAAACGAAACCACCGCCGACGCACAAAUCAUUUCUAGCACUACCACCAAAUCAGCAGAUGUGUCUGAAAAGCUAACAUUUUCAGAGGAUGUUAACACUUCGUAUAAAAAUACAACUAAUUCCAUACUUCAACCUGUAACCAAUACAUCAAACACCACAGCUAAUAUAUCCACCACAAGUAUUAAUUUUAAUUUAAGUACAAACACUUACUCGACACAUACAAUUACAAAGAGUACCAUUAGUACUACUCCCAGUGCUAUCUUGGAAAAUCUUAGUACUGAUGACACCAUCUUGGAAGGUUUAAGUACUGAUGACACUAUCUUGGAGAGUUUAAGUACUGAUGACACUAUCUUGGAAAGUUUAAGUACUGACUACACUAUUUUGGAAAGUUUAAGUACUGACUACAUUAAAGCAAUGACUACUCGUACCUCUCUAUUAAAUUUAACUACGUUACCCCCUUCAGAACCCGAAUAUCUGGUAUCAAGUCCUAAAUGCAAAAUCCCCAACUACGAUCCUUUCAACAAAGAUGCAAAACGAUUUUACCACAAGCAGAAAUACAAACCUUGCAAUAACAAAAAACUCCUUACAUACGUGACAGUUAAAGACAAUAUCGCAACUCUCCACGUUGACACCGAAAGCGUUCCGUCCUAUACUAGUAAUGGAGUCACUUGUUGCUAUUCGAAUAUUACUCGAGUUAACUACAACAAAGAUCCGGAUAAGAGAGUUAAACGAUCAACUUGUAAGUACUUCAAUGGCAAAGUUACCAUCUUCCGAGAUCCAGUCUACGUGAAAUGUCUGGAUAAAGAAAGGAGACGCCAGGUAUACGAAAACGUCCACGCAGCUACAAUAAUCGACGAGACGAUCCAGAAGAAACUUGAGAGUUUUGACAAUACAACAAAUCCGUUCAGCAUCCUUUUUAUAGGAAUCGACAGUAUAUCCAGACUGAAUUUUAUUAGAAUCUUGCCCAAUACGCAUAAAUUUGUUGAAGAAAAUGGAUGGAUUCCUCUAAAGGGGUAUAACAAGAUGGAUGACAAUACCUUUCCCAAUCUCAUGGCUAUUUUAACAGGUUUUAAUAACAGUAGAGCUUACCAAGUGUGUAGUCCCAAAACCUUAGGAAAAUUAGAUGAAUGCCCUAUGAUUUGGUACGAUUUUAGAAAAUUAGGUUUUAUUACUGGUUAUGCAGAAGAUUCUGCGUCGAUAAAUACAUUUAAUUAUAGAAAAGUUGGUUUUACCAAACCCCCCGUGGAUUAUUAUUACAGACCUUAUAUAUUAGGCACAGAAAAUUUACACAAGGUUAACAAAGAUGGAGUCGUGUAUUGCACAGGUCCAGAAACAGCUGGAGAACGAAUAAUGAAUGCAGCUAAAGAUUUUGCGACAACUUUUAAAAAUUACCCCAGUUUUGGCUUUUUCUGGAUGAACUCCUUUAGCCAUAAUGAAGUUAAUAGUCCUUCAGGCAUGGAUCAUAAAGUAAAACAUUUGUUACAAGAUAUAACAAAUGAAGGUAUUACAAAUAACUCAAUAGUUAUAUUUCUUAGUGAUCAUGGAAUGAGAUUUGGAGAUAUAAGACUCACAGAUACUGGAUGGUUAGAGGAAAGAUUGCCUUUUAUUUAUGUGUCCUUUCCCAGCUGGUUUAAAGAAGGAUUUCCUAAAGAAUAUGAAAAUUUUAAAAUUAACUCGAACAGAUUCACGUGUCCCUACGACCUUCACAUGACUUUAAAGCAUAUUUUGGCCUUGUCUGGUCGUGAUUAUAAGAUCACCCCAGGUGAAGCGUGCCCAAAAUGCAAGUCCCUAUUUGAAGAAGCAGAUGCAGAUCGGUCUUGUGCAGAUGCUGCCAUAGACCAACACUGGUGCACCUGUGCGGGAUACAAACAAAAAACCUUGAGUAAAGAACUAAAAGCUAAACUAGCAAACUUCACGCUUAAUGUAAUACACGAUAUUAUUCGUUCAAGAAAUAGUGAUCACAGAUGUGCCAAAUACUCCCUCUCUAAAGUACUAGAUGUUAGAAUAUCCCAAAAUUUCUCCGCAAAAAACGACUCUUAUGUGCUCUUACAAUUCCAAACUAGCCCCAAAGCUAUAUUUGAAACUACGGUAGGUUAUAUCGGUGAUAUAAAUACUUCAAAUUUUUCUCUGUCUGGUGAUAUUAGUAGAUUAGAUAGUUAUAGUGAACAUAGUAAAUGUGUUAGUGAUGCAUAUCUUAGAAAAUAUUGUUACUGCCGUUCUAAUGGUGAGAAAGUAUGAAACGUGCCUUAAUUUCAGAUAAUACCUGAAUUGUUUAUAGAUCUAAUAAAUUAUUUUCUAUUACUUUA
This is a messenger RNA of Diabrotica virgifera virgifera (western corn rootworm), 2797 nucleotides long. RefSeq lists its product as uncharacterized. The coding region runs from base 342 to 2729 and encodes 795 amino acids. The transcript has 5 exons. NCBI's taxonomy places the organism in Eukaryota, Metazoa, Arthropoda, Insecta, Coleoptera, Chrysomelidae. The record is from RefSeq and is a predicted model, not a curated record.